GCCAGACUGGGACAGCAGCAGCAGCAGCAGCAGCACUUCAGACGGUGCUGUCUAAGACCAUGAAGCCCAAGAAAACUGACUACCUUCUCAUCUUCUACCUCAGUUCCUCACUGCUCAUCUGCAUAAAGAAUUCAUUUUGCAAUAAAAACCAUACUGGGUGCCUCUCAAAUUCUUGCCAAAACAGUUCUAUGUGCAAGGGUUUUCCACAAGACAAUUGCUGUUCAGACAUAGACAAUAAUUUGGACAAAGACUGUGAAUAUGUGAAAGACCCUUGCUUCUCCAGUCCCUGCCAAGGAAAUGCCACUUGUGUGAGUACUCCAGGAGAAAGGGGCUUCCUGUGCCAAUGUCCUCCUGAGUACAGUGGACUGACCUGUGAAACUGCCAAUGAUUCCUGUGGAGAGAACGCCUGCCAACAUGGAGGCACUUGCCAUAAAGACCCUGAGCACUCUGUCUGUGUUUGCCCUGCUGGAUACACUGGGAGGUUCUGUGAGACAGAUCAUGAGUGUGCUUCCAGCCCUUGCCACAAUGGGGCUGUGUGCCAGGAUGGAGUCAAUGGCUACUCCUGCUUCUGUGUGCCUGGAUACCAAGGCCGGCAUUGUGAUUUGGAAGUAGAUGAAUGUGUUUCUGAUCCCUGCAUGAAUGAGGCUGUGUGCCUCAAUGAGAUAGGGAGAUACACUUGUGUCUGCCCUCAAGAGUAUUCUGGUGUAAACUGUGAGUUGGAAAUUGAUGAAUGUGGUUCCCAGCCCUGUCUACAUGGUGCCACGUGUCGGGAUGCUCUCGGGGCUUACUCCUGUGACUGUGCACCUGGAUUCCUUGGAGAUCACUGUGAAUUCAACUUUGAUGAAUGUGCCAGUCAGCCGUGUCUCCAUGGAGGUCUGUGCAUGGAUGGAGGAAACAGCUACCAUUGUGACUGCACAGGUAGUGGAUUCACCGGGAUGCAUUGUGAGACCUUGAUGCCUCUUUGUUGGUCAAAGCCAUGUCACAAUAAUGCUACCUGUGAAGACACUGUUGAGAGCUACAUCUGUCACUGCUGGCCUGGAUACACAGGUGCCCUGUGUGAGAUGGACAUAAAUGAAUGCAGUAGCAACCCCUGCCAAUUUGGGGGUGAAUGUGCCGAACUGUCCUCAGAGGAUUUAUAUGGACACAUUGCUGGCCUGCCUUCCUCCUUCAGCUACCUUGGAGCCUCAGGCUAUGUUUGUAUCUGUCAGCCUGGAUUCACAGGAAUCCACUGCGAGGAAGACAUUGAUGAAUGUCUACCAAACCCUUGCCAAAAUGGUGGUACUUGUGAGAACCAGCCUGGAAAUUAUACCUGCCAUUGCCCCUUGGAUGACAUUUCUGGGACAUUUUAUGGAGGAGAAAACUGUUCUCAAGUUCUCCUGGGCUGCAGUCAUCACCACUGUCUCAAUAAUGGACAAUGCAUCCCUCACUUUGAAAAUGGCCAGCAUGGAUUCACUUGCCAAUGUCCUUCUGGCUAUGCUGGGUCACUGUGUGGAACUGACACCACACUUUCCUUUGAGGGCAACGGCUUCCUGUGUGUCACAAGUGGCUCACAUACAACCAUACAGUCAGCUUGUAACAUAUCCUUGAGGUUUCAGACUGUUCAACUAAACACACUUCUCCUUUUCCGAGGCAACAGGGAUAUGUCUAUGAAGCUGGAGUUGCUAAACGGUUGUGUUCACUUAUCAAUCCAAGUCCAGAAUCAGUCAAAGGUGCUUCUAUAUAUUUCCCAAAACACUAGUGAUGGAGAAUGGCAUUUGGUGGAGGUAACAUUUGCAGAAAUUACAACCCUUACCCUGAUUGGCAGCUCCUGCAAGGGGAAAUGCACCACCAAGACUUCUUUUCCAGUUGAGAAUCAUCCGUCAAUAUGUGCUUCUCAGAACUCUUUUUUGGGAGGUUUACCAGUGGGAACAACCAGCAACAAUGUGUCUGUGCUUAACAUCUACAAUGUGCCGUCCACACCUUCCUUUGUAGGCUGUCUCCAAGAUAUUAAAUUUGAUUCGAACCACAUCACUCUGGAGAACAUUUCAUCUAGCUUGUCACUAAACGUCAAAGCAGGCUGCAUGAGAAAGGACUGGUGUGAACAUCAACCUUGUCAAAACAGAGGGCGCUGCAUCAACUUGUGGCAGGGUUAUCAGUGUGAAUGUGACAGGCCCUAUGCAGGCUCCAACUGCCUGAAAGAGUAUGUAGCAGGCAGAUUCGGCCAGGAUGACUCCCCUGGAUAUGCCAUCUUUAAUGUUGAUGAGAAUUAUGGACAGAACAUGAGUCUCUCCAUGUUUGUCAGAACACGCCACCCAUCGGGCUUACUUCUGGCUUUGGAAAACAGUACUUACCAGUAUGUCCUUGUCUGGUUAGAGAAUGGAAGCUUGGCACUACAAACUCCAGGCCCUCUCAAGUUAGUAUUCAAUUUUUUUCUGAGCGAUGGAAAUGCCCAUUUAAUAUCUUUGAAAAUCAAACCAAAUGAAAUUGAAAUAUAUGAGUCUUCACAAAACCUAGGAUUCGUUUCUGUUCCUGCAUGGACAAUUAAAAGAAGAGAUGUCAUCUUCAUUGGUGGCCUACCUGACAGACAAAAGACUGAAGUGUAUGGUGGCUUCUUCAAAGGCUGUAUUCAAGAUGUAAGAUUAAACAACCAAAAUCUGGAAUUCUUCCCCAAUUCAACAAGCAAUGGAUACCGUGACCCAGUUCUUGUCAAUGUGACUCAAGGUUGUCCUGGAGAUAACAUCUGUAAGUCCAACCCCUGUCAUAAUGGAGGUGUCUGCUAUUCCCUGUGGGAUGACUUCUCCUGUUCCUGCCCUACAAAUACGACGGGGAAAGCCUGCGAGGAAGUUCAGUGGUGUCAACUCAGCCCAUGUCCUCCCAAUGCACAGUGCCAGCUGGUCCCUCAAGGGUUUGAAUGUAUUGCAAAUGCUGUUUUCAGUGGAUUUAGAAGAGAAAUAUUGUUCAGAAGCAAUGGGAAUAUUACCAGAGAACUCACCAAUGUCACAUUUGGUUUCAGAACACAUGAUACAAAUGUAAUGAUAUUGCAUGCAGAAAAAGAGCCUGAGUUCCUUAAUAUUAGCAUUCAAGACUCCAGAUUAUUAUUUCAAUUGCGAAGUGGCAACAACAGCUUUUAUACACUGCAUCUGAUGAGUUUGCAGUUGGUGAAUGAUGGCACAUGGCACCGAGUGACUUUUUCCAUGAUAGACCCACUGGCCCAUACCUCCCAGUGGCAGAUGGAGGUGGACCACCAAACACCUCUUGUGACCAGCACAAUUGCUACUGGAAGCCUAAAUUUUUUGAAGGACAAUACAGACAUCUAUGUGGGUGACCAAGCUAUUGACAAUACGAAAGGCCUGCGGGGCUGUCUGAGCACAGUAGAAAUUGGAGGCAUCUAUCUAUCUUACUUUGAUAAUCUUCACGGUUUCAUUGCUAAGCCUCAGGAAGAGCAGUUUCUCAAAGUCUCUACAAACGCAGUCCUCACUGGCUGCUUGCCAUUAAAUGCCUGCCAAUCCAGCCCCUGCCUGCAUGGAGGAAGCUGCCGAGACAGCUAUAACUCUUAUCAGUGUUCCUGUCUCUUGGGAUGGUCAGGAACACACUGUGAAAUCAACAUUGAUGAAUGCUUUUCUAACCCCUGUAUCCAUGGCAACUGCUCUGAUGGGGUCGCUGCCUACCACUGCAGGUGUGAGCCUGGAUACACCGGUGUGAACUGUGAAGUGGAUACAGACAAUUGCAAGAGGCAUCAGUGUGCAAACGGAGCCACUUGCGUCAGUGGGACUCAUGGCUAUUUUUGCCUCUGUUCGGGAAAUUUUACAGGGAGAUUUUGCAGACACAGCAGAUUGCCCCCGACAGUCUGUGGGAACAAGGAGAAAAAUCUGACUUGCUAUAAUGGAGGCAACUGUACUGAGGUCCAGGAGGACUGGAAAUGUAUGUGCCAGCCAGGUUUCACUGGAGAGCGGUGUGAAGAGGACAUCAAUGAGUGUGCUUCUGAUCCCUGCCUCCAUGGAGGCCUGUGCAGAGACUUGGUCAACAGAUUCGAGUGCAUCUGUGACGUGGCCUUUACGGGCGAGCGCUGUGAACUGGACCUGGCUGAGGACUGGCUCGUGGGCAUUUUCACUGCCCUUGGCUCAGGGACCUUGGCCCUGUUGUUCCUCCUCUUGCUUGUGGUUGUUGCUUCCCUUAUCUCCUCCAACAAAAGGGCAACUCAAGGAACCUACAGCCCCAGCCGUCAGGAGAAGACUGGCCCUCGAGUAGAAAUGUGGAGCAGGAUGCCGCCCCCAGCCCUGGAAAGACUCAUCUAA
Messenger RNA from Onychomys torridus (southern grasshopper mouse), 4274 nucleotides. It is a transcript of the gene Crb1, whose product is annotated as crumbs cell polarity complex component 1. The record is from RefSeq and is a predicted model, not a curated record. Gene Ontology annotation, cellular component: plasma membrane; protein-containing complex. Gene Ontology annotation, biological process: establishment or maintenance of epithelial cell apical/basal polarity; heterophilic cell-cell adhesion. Gene Ontology annotation, molecular function: calcium ion binding. Bases 60 to 4274 code for a protein of 1404 amino acids. NCBI's taxonomy places the organism in Eukaryota, Metazoa, Chordata, Mammalia, Rodentia, Cricetidae. The transcript has 12 exons.